ACGUGUUACGUUGGCUCAACAGUGAUUGGAGUAUAUUCUCUAGAUACGCGAUAUUCUGUGCCAAAACAGCAGCAAGUGUCACGUGCAGAUAUAUGAAAUUUCCGAGCCAAAUAAAACUAUCAACUUUGAUGUUGUGUUCUGUAAGAGUUAAAUAUUCAGAAAGGAUAUCAUCAGAGAAAAGAAGGAAGAAAACUUAAAUAUAAACAUGGUAGAGCUUACAUAAUGCUCUAUUUUCUAAUGUGAAUACUUUAAAUAUCUAAAAGUAACAGUCGUUAGGAUAUAAGUAUGAGCUCUAAUAAAAAUUUGCAACAUGUUACACAAAGCCUGAGGGAGGAAAAGAAUAAUCUUCUAGCUGUAUAUCACAUACUAAAAUUCUCCAAACAAGAUAAAGAUAAUUUUGAAGUUGCUGAUAUUGAACGCAGAUCUCUUGCCAUGAAGUAUAUGACAGCGAAAUUAUUUGAUUCAGAAGAUACUGCAGCAGCAUUACUUAGAAACAGUCUUGAGGACUAUCACACUCUGAUGAAAGACAAGGAUGGAGUGAACAAUUAUUGGAAACAGAUUAAAUCUCAACUAUCAGAUACCAAAAAUGACCCAUUGAAAUGGAAAUCGGAAUUGGACAAUGUAGAUGAUGCAUUGAACUUUAUAAAACCUUUAGCUUGCCAAAAAAUCAAUACUUUGUCUUGUAAAGGAAAAUCUUACAAUGAUAGGGAUAUAGAGAAAUUAAUAAACGAGUCAAAAAAAAAGAAAGAUGCAUCACGAGAGAGAAAUAGAAAAAUCCCUUUACAGAUGCAAGCAAGUACUAGCAAAUUACAAGCGACUUCUAAUCAAAGGACAAAUGGAAAUAAAAUCUCAGUAAAGUCUAAUAAUGAGCAAAACAUAUCUGCAUAUUUCACAAAUAUUUCUGGAAGCAAAAGUUUUAAUAAACAUGUAAGUUAUACUGAAGAGAAUGCACCUAAACAGUCAAAUACAUACAGUCGGUCUUACCAAAAUUUAAACAAGUUUGUACAAAAAGUACCUUCUAAACCAAUCAACAACGAUGUCUAUGGUACAACUAAAAAAUUCAAACCAUCGAACAUACAUGCACCAGGAUUCAAAUCAACUACUAUUAUCCAGCAGCUUAAUGGUGAAGAUGCAGAAGCACAACAGAAUGCGAUCGAUUCAGCCUUCAGAAGUGCCAGAGAUGAAUUGUAUAUUCAAGAAAUGAAAAACAACCGAGGAGCACCGAAAAAAACUCUGGGCGGUCGAGCUACGAUUAAUUCUCAAUUUGUCUGUCCGUUCAAACGAGACAAAGAAAAGUCGGAGACUCACAAUACUCGGAUACAGAAUGGGGCUAAUAGUACAGAGGAAGUGGAGGACGAGAGGUUGAAGAACAUCGAUCCAAACAUGAUCGAACUGAUCAGGAAUGAAAUCAUGGAUUCGGACAAAUCGGUAACAUGGGACGACAUCGCGGGACUGGAAUACACCAAGAAAAUCAUCAAGGAAGUCGUGGUAUUUCCGAUGUUACGGCCGGAUAUCUUCACCGGUCUACGUCGUCCGCCCAAAGGUAUCUUGCUCUUUGGUCCGCCGGGAACUGGUAAAACUCUCAUCGGCAAAUGUAUAGCUUCACAGAGUAAAUCUACGUUCUUCUCAAUUUCUGCAAGCUCCCUCACAUCCAAAUGGAUCGGCGAAGGUGAGAAGAUGGUGCGUGCAUUGUUCGCGGUAGCUAGAGUCCAUCAGCCUUCGGUCGUCUUUAUCGAUGAAAUAGACUCCCUGCUGACGCAGAGAUCCGAGACGGAGCAUGAAAGUUCUCGGAGAUUGAAAACAGAAUUUCUCGUACAGCUAGAUGGUGCGGCGACGUCGGACGAUGACCGUAUCCUUAUCGUCGGCGCGACCAAUCGACCGCAGGAGUUGGAUGAGGCAGCGAGAAGACGUCUCGUCAAGAGACUAUACGUGCCACUGCCAGGACUAGGAGCACGUGAGCAGAUAAUAAACAAUCUAUUGGCCUCGGUGCGACAUAAUCUCACCUCAGAGGAUGUCACAAGAAUCGCGGAACGAUCCGCGGGAUAUUCUGGCGCUGAUAUGACAAAUUUAUGUAAAGAAGCCAGCAUGGAGCCGAUCAGGAGUAUUCCGUUUAGUCAAUUGGAAGAUAUCGGGAUGGAAGAGGUGAGGCAUAUUACAAAUAGUGACUUUGAAGAGGCUCUGAUCAAUGUGCGACCCAGUGUAUCGCAGUCAGACUUGAAUAUCUACAUUGAAUGGGAUCGUACUUAUGGAUCUGGUACUGCACAGACUUAUAAAGCGUAAUAAAAAAAAAAAACAGCUACAAAGUAAUGAGCUACAAUAAAUUACUAUGUAUAAAUUAUUAUGAAAUAUUGUUCAAUUUUUUAAGAUAUUUUUAUUUUUGUAACGCCGAGUAUUGUAAUAAGUACAGGGCUUUGUAUAA
This is a messenger RNA of Harpegnathos saltator (Jerdon's jumping ant), 2419 nucleotides long. RefSeq names its product fidgetin-like protein 1. Gene Ontology annotation, molecular function: ATP hydrolysis activity; microtubule severing ATPase activity; ATP binding. Bases 286 to 2280 code for a protein of 664 amino acids. The transcript has 2 exons. The record is from RefSeq and is a predicted model, not a curated record. NCBI's taxonomy places the organism in Eukaryota, Metazoa, Arthropoda, Insecta, Hymenoptera, Formicidae.